Messenger RNA from Salpingoeca rosetta, 240 nucleotides. RefSeq lists its product as uncharacterized. The transcript has 3 exons. The record is from RefSeq and is a predicted model, not a curated record. NCBI's taxonomy places the organism in Eukaryota, Choanoflagellata, Craspedida, Salpingoecidae. Bases 1 to 240 code for a protein of 79 amino acids.
AUGGCCAGCAACGUGCUGCCGUUUGAGGCUCAAGCGGCAGUGAAACAGACGGCUGCGCUGGAACGAACAGCAGACGCCAUCACAGACACCAAAGCAGAGCUUGUAGCGCUUGAUCACAGACGACAGCAAACACGGGAAGCCCUUCGCGAAAUACGACAGGGCAACGGGCAACCGCUCAACCAAGGGUUUGAUCUCAAGCCCAUGGCAAAGCAAGACCUGCACAGCAUCGCUCCCCGUUGA